Molecule: messenger RNA, 1232 nt
Organism: Rhinopithecus roxellana (golden snub-nosed monkey)
Lineage: Eukaryota; Metazoa; Chordata; Mammalia; Primates; Cercopithecidae
Gene: TAS2R5
Product: taste 2 receptor member 5
Exons: 1
Coding region: 213-1112 (299 amino acids)
Biological process (GO): sensory perception of taste; detection of chemical stimulus involved in sensory perception of bitter taste; G protein-coupled receptor signaling pathway
Cellular component (GO): membrane
Molecular function (GO): G protein-coupled receptor activity; bitter taste receptor activity
Source: RefSeq, a predicted model, not a curated record
CAGAGUUCAUUCAUGUAGAUGCAAAUACAGAUGGUAUCGUAACUUUCAACCUCUCUGUUCCUCAUCACAGCUGUUCAGUCUUGCUUGAAGACAGAUUACGGAAGGACAAGGCCAAAUCCAGAUUUUGUGGUGUGCAAAUUUACCCUGGUGUGUUAUCACUGCUAGGCGAUCUGAGCUCAGCCAGGAGCAGUGAGAGCCUCCCCUCCCCCGUCAUGCUGAGCGCUGGCCUAGGACUGCUGAUGCUGGUGGCCGUGAUUGAAUUUCUCAUCGGUUUAAUUGGAAACGGAGUCCUUGUGGUCUGGAGUUUUAGAGAAUGGAUCAGAAAAUUCAGCUGGUCCUCAUAUAACCUCAUUAUCUUGGGCCUGGCUGGCUGCCGGUUUCUCCUGCAGUGGCUGAUCAUUUUGGACUUAAGCUUGUUUCCACUUUUCCAGAGCAGCCGUUGGCUCCGCUACCUUAGUGUCUUCUGGGUCCUGGUAAGCCAGGCCAGCUUGUGGUUUGCCACCUUCCUCAGUGUCUUCUAUUGCAAGAAGAUCACCACCUUUGAUCGCCCUGCCUACUUGUGGCUGAAGCAGAGGGCCUGUAACCUGAGUCUCUGGUGCCUUCUGGGCUACUUUAUAAUCAAUUUGUUACUUACAGUCAAAUUUGGCUUAACGGUCCAUCAUCCUCCCCAAGGAAACAGCAGCAUUCGUUAUCCCUUUGAACACUGGCAGUACCUGUAUGUAUUUCAGCUCAAUUCUGGAAGUUAUUUGCCUUUAGUGGUGUUUCUUGUUUCCUCUGGGAUGCUGAUUGUCUCUUUGUAUACACACCACAAGAAGAUGAAGGUCCAUUCAGCUGGUAGGAGGGAUGCCCGGGCCAAGGCUCACAUCACUGCCCUGAAGUCCUUGGGCUGCUUCCUCUUACUUCACCUGGUUUAUAUCGUGGCCAGCCCCUUCUCCAUCACCUCCAAGACUUAUCCUCCUGAUCUCACCAGUGUCUUCAUCUGGGAGACACUCAUGGCGGCCUAUCCUUCUCUUCAUUCUCUCAUAUUGAUCAUGGGGAUUCCUAGGGUGAAGCAGACUUGUCAGAAGAUCCUGUGGAAGACAGUGUGUGCUCGGAGAUGCUGGGGCCCAUGAUCUGGGAAGAAAAGUGUGGUCUGGGCACUCUUGGGACGCUCUUUUGAUAGCUGUCUAUAAGGGAGCUGCCUUCCAUGUCUUUUAAGAUUUUCCUUCUUUUACACCAAUUUAAUGAAUGAG